Messenger RNA from Populus trichocarpa (black cottonwood), 1113 nucleotides. RefSeq lists its product as uncharacterized. The coding region runs from base 141 to 776 and encodes 211 amino acids. The transcript has a single exon. The record is from RefSeq and is a predicted model, not a curated record. NCBI's taxonomy places the organism in Eukaryota, Viridiplantae, Streptophyta, Magnoliopsida, Malpighiales, Salicaceae.
UUCCUCAUAGACGAACCAGAAUCCACUCUUCUCUCUAAUCAUCUCUCCCUCUCUCUCUCCCCCUCCCUCUCUUAAGAAAAAACCAUUCCGCCUAAAGAAAAGAAAAAAAAAAGAAAAAACUCGUCACUCUCUACAUUCACAUGGAGAUGGAGCCAGCAAGCACACCGGAAAUGGGCAAGAAACUAUGGCACAUAGUACGAGUUAUAUUCUACAUGGUCAGAAAAAGCAUAUCAAAGAGCAGAAUAAUGGUUGAUCUCCAUUUGAUGCUAAAACGAGGUAAUAAACUAGCAGAAAAAGCCAUAUGCAACCUCAUGUUCCACAACUACCACCACUCUUCUUUCAGUUGCCGCUCCAACGACGCACUUUCCUUCAUAUCCCCGCGAGAAUACGAGUUUAGCUGCAGCAACAGCCCGGCUAAUUUCAACCCUUUCUACACCCACAAACGCAAGCACCAACUCAACCUUUUUGCCAAGUCUUACAAGUAUGACGAUGUCACCACAGCUGCUGCUGUGCAAAAGAUGCUUGAAAUGUUAAACAAUCCUGAGGUAGCCAGCGCCGUUGAAGCAUCACCAUUGUCGCUGCCAGGAUUUGGAAAGAGUCCCAUGGUGAGGCAGUUGAGAAUAACUGACUCGCCUUUCCCACUAAAAGAUGAAGGAGACAGUCAAGUGGACAAGGCAGCUGAGGAAUUUAUCAAGAAGUUCUACAAGGACUUGAAGCUGCAAAAAACCGCUGCUGCCGCCCUUGAAUCACCGUACAAUGGCAUGUGGGGCAGAUAACAAUGUGCUUUUAGUUGAUAAUGUUUUCAUGGCUCUUUCUUGAUUUCUCGUUAAGGUUGCAUCUUCCAUAGGAAAGCGUUAGUGCAUAUCCUCCUUCUUCACAUACUUGUUCAGUUCUUCAAUUUGUCACUCAUCAUAAAAGAAUCUCACGAUCAUUCUCCAUCGAUCUUAACAGUUAUGGAACGUGUGAUCAGUACAAUGAUUUUCUUGUGUGACAAAAUAAUAGCAUCGAUCUGGGAUUACUUAAUUGAGAUGGGAUUUGGAUGAAGGCUUGACAGUACUUGUACUCUCAUGAAAAAUAUUUUCCAGCAAUAAUUAAUCAAAAUUUUGGUUCUCA